Chaetomium strumarium is the source of this 3840-nucleotide messenger RNA. RefSeq lists its product as uncharacterized. NCBI's taxonomy places the organism in Eukaryota, Fungi, Ascomycota, Sordariomycetes, Sordariales, Chaetomiaceae. The transcript is spliced from 3 exons. The coding region runs from base 141 to 3608 and encodes 1155 amino acids. The record is from RefSeq and is a predicted model, not a curated record.
CGACCGACUGCAUUGAAUCAACCAUUUUGUUACUUCGUCCUCGCCUCUUCAAGUCUGUUGCCUUCACUUGCCCCUCUCUCUUUCUGUUUGGAGCGCUCAGCAAAUCCUUGGGAAUAUAGGGCAACAAGUGGGGAGUUCGGAUGAUGUCAGACUGCCCCGAUAUGACGGGGUUGCAAAGUCUGCUGCCCGAGACAGUCCGGGUAGAGGCCAAUUACGCAGAACUGAACGCAAAGCUCGCUGAGCUUCAGCACCAAUAUGACUUCCAGGAGCGUCAGGCAAUGACGGUGCUUUCCGCAGAAUCGAACGCCAUCGAGGAAGAUUUCGAGCGGCAGAGAGCGGAAAUGGUUGCCGAACUAGGCUCGCUGCCGGCAGCUGUCGAGAAGGUCGUGAGGAUUCUAAGCGAGAAGAAAGAAAUGGAGAUUGAUGCGCUCCGCCGAAAACAUGCAGAAGAGACGGCCGCGAGAAGGGCACGCUAUCACGAACAGAAAACGAGAUUCAAAGAAGAGUAUUUCUCCAUCAUCACAUCGCUGAUGGGUGCGUUGCCAAGGCGAAGAUCGGGUGACCACUACCCCGCCCGGCGUCGGAUGUUGAGUGCGGGUGUCGACGAAAGCAACGCUGAGAUCAACGGCAACAACAACUUGACCGAGGCUGCGUCGCGACCACCGGAGGCUGGGUUUCCGUUGCCAAGGGAGAUCUCCAAUCAACCUGACGCGCAGAUUGCACCAGCACAAAAUGACGCCCUCGGUCAUGGGCAGUCGCGGUGGCCGCACCCGCCGUCACCGCACAGACAAGACACGUCCACCGAGUCCGUUCCCCCACAGCGAACAGACGAAAGGGGUUUUGUUGAGCGUGAUCCUGGGACCGAAACGGUAGAGGGCCUACCGGAUGGGCCCGAAUCUAGUACGCCGGGUCAGAAGCCGCUUCGAAUAGACCCCGUCUUGUCGGGUGGCGGUCAUGAGCACAAGCGGAAAGCGAAUGAGGCCUGCAACAGCGAACCUUCUGCAUCUCCGUUGAAUCGUGUCAAGCGUGCCAGGCUCGAGAAACUCGACGACAGCGAGAGCAGAGCUCCUGACGAGCUCUCGCCAGGGGCCGCUCCGGAGGCACCGGAGACACCAGAGACACCGGAGAGGACAAUCUCGUUUGAGGAUGUGUACGGCACGCCGGAACACCGGCCCCAGCAUAGGCACAUCAUCGUCCAAUAUCCCAGCGGGUCGGGCAAGUUCUACAUUCUCAGAUGCGACGAACAUGGGGUGCACUUUGGCGAACAUCCACUGCGAGGGGCAGCUAAGCACCUUGCCAGCGCACAGCAUGGUAACAUGUCGAAGGCGCACGCCACGGCGAUUGAGACGCUGGGCCACCGCGUUCUUGGUUGCACACAGGAGCUAGCAGAGCAGAACAACCGAGACGUUCUGAGCGGCUUCAAGGACGGCACCUACAAGAUAUUUAACGCAAACAACUUGAGCCAGGCGAAGCGCGCCGAGCUGGGCUUCCCACCUCUCGAAACCGGCACGGCCAAGGCCGGAAUGGCCCGGAAACCCUCCACAGCGGUCACCAACCCCGAACCCUGCAGAUUUUACCUGUGCUCUGUCGGAGAGCAGAAAUGCCCCGUCUUAAUCCUUCCUUGGGGUGACGUGUCCCCAGCCGGUCUUCAUGGCACACUGGCCGGCACCGGUAUUUUCCACGACGUCGCCGCCGAUGGAAGGCAGCUUGGGGUGCCUAUGCUGCCCAAGUGCUACACCUACGACGAGGAAAAUGGUCGCGUCAAGGGUAUCAUGGGCUGGGCGAGGGGGUACGAGCUUGGCGGCCCGUUGGAGAAGAAACGUGAAUUCCCCGUCUUGUGCGCUGAGAAUGCUGAUUAUCGUCUCUGGUCUCUUGGAUGGGUCAAGGCUGUGCACCUGUUGCCUCUCGACUUUGACCAUCCCGGGUCCCGGAAUAUCCCUUUCUUCAGAGUAGCCUUGGACUACUUUGUUACCAAGAUUCUGCGUCGGCGUGGCGUCCCGGAUGUUACGCAUGCUACUGCUGAGGAUGUCGAGAUGAGGGACAUCGGAGCUAUGAACAACAACGGCUCGGAAGGCUAUUCUGACCAGGAUUCCAUCAGCAAGGGCAUAACAGAUGCCGACAGCCGACGCACUAGCCUGUCGAACCAAGAUGAGCAGCCCGUCGGCGAAGCGAAGUCGUUGGAAGGCGUCGUCAACUCUAAAAGUAAAAGGCCUACGGUGCCGGGGUCCUCGGCAACCCCCAUAUCCCCUGCGACCAACGCUCGAUUGAUCGCGGCUCAAGCUCUGAACUUGCAAACACCACCGCGGACCGCGUUCACGCCCAUCAAUGCCGCCAGUGGUGGCGAGCGAAACGCGUCUCGGAGCGCCUCUGCCAGUGUCGACCCUCCGUCAAGGCCCGGUUCAGUGUCGAGCACGAGCGGAGGACACAGGCGCGUGCUAAAGAUUCAUGCCCGCAGCCGCAAUCCCCAGACACCGAACCAGAGCCAUUCCGGUCAACAUCCUGUAAACCUGCCCGAGAGGCCAAUGAGCGGCGCGCUGUCGCAUAGCGGCACUCCGAUCCAACCUCAGGGCAACGAAAGGAAGGGGAGCCCGGCUUCUCUCCAGAACAUCCUGCAGGAGUUUCCAAACCCAGGUGUCGUCGGCCCAUCUCCAGUUGCCUCUCAGUCUCCCAAACCACCUGUGGCUCGACGGCCUCUCCCUUCGGCGCCAAUGCGAGCCGCAUCACCCUCCGUGGCAGCAUCCAGCUCGCUCACAGUUCCGAAGCAACCGCAGCUCGCGAGAGAGAUCCGGGCUGGCUCAGCACCAGCAUCACACUCACCGCAGCAGUGGACAGACCCGGUGGCGGAAGAGAUUCGGCGUGCUGAGAGCGCGACGGUAGCCACUCCCGGUUCGAGCAGGCAUUCCACGCCUCAGCCACCAGUGCCGCUGACCGUGGCACGGGAACGGGAAUCGGAAUCGGAAGUAGAAGCCACAAAGAACGGGGAACGUCGUCCGUAUGGAAUUCAACUGCCUCCGCCGCCGGCGACCUGGUCACAGAUCUCGCACCUCAAUACAACUCCGCUUGCGACGCCCACUGCCAGCGCGGCCAACACGCGGUCGAACUCUCCGGUCUUGCCCUUGCCUAAAGCAGGCGCAGCCGCUCCUGGCUUCACGAAGCCCGAUACCCCAACGAUGACCCCUACCGGCGGAUUCGUCCCCACCAUGGACGUCUUUGAUGUGGCGGCCUUCGUGGAAGACGACAGCGAAGUAUUCCGCUCAGGCGCCCCGGGCCAAUUUCUUCGCCUGAUCGACGACCACCAAAGCGGUGUCUUUACGACGUCCUCGGACGCUCCUGUGUCCCUAAAAGUCGAACCGAGAAAGAUCAAGUCUGUUGAGAGGGUAGCGUCACAGGGCGGGGCAGUGUGCGUGGUCAAGCUCAUUUAUCACGCUGAAAGGCCCGAAGGUCAUCAGAGUGGUGAUGAGCGCGAACACACGCAAAUGCUCGUGAUGGAAAAGGCCAGGUCAACCGCAAGUGGGAUGCAGAAUGGUGUGGUGCAUGCCCGGCGGUUCUGCAGGCGGCUGUUGGAGUGGAACCCGGAUAUAUCGAAUCCCCCCGUCACCAAUCCGUGAAUCCUGUUUCUGUUUGAUUGUUCCUCGGCGCUUGUAGCCCGGGCCGGGAAAGCAGGGAAAGAAAAGAAGAAUGAUCAGGGCCGCCCGCUUGGAUGGGUGCGACCUUGGUGCAAGCAAGACUCCUUGAACGACGCCUUCAGUCCUGUAAGGCUGGGCAUGCGGGCAACUUCCUCUUUAGAUGCAUUUUCCUUAUACCUAAGCUGUCAUGGCACUGAUGCAAUCUCGCAUAGCC